Molecule: messenger RNA, 1828 nt
Organism: Camelina sativa (false flax)
Lineage: Eukaryota; Viridiplantae; Streptophyta; Magnoliopsida; Brassicales; Brassicaceae
Source: RefSeq, a predicted model, not a curated record
ACAUAAAAGAAAAACACGCAACUCCCACGUCUUCCCCUUUCCGACAGCAAGCUUACUUAACAGUUAAUCAAGUUAGAUUGACUUUCCUCCAUUGCUACUAAUCUUUUUAACUUUUUUUUCUAUUUUUGCCCCAAAUCUUUUUGAAAUUCUUAUAAAUAGCCCAACACUUCUUCUUCUUCUUCAUUCCGCUUUGUCUUCCUCCUCCCAAAUCUCCGGCGACAAUGGAAUGUUCUGCACCUGCUCCCAAGCUUUACCCAUCCGUCGACGCUUCAACCACCGAAGCUCCUCUCCCAAACUCCUCCUCUUCUUCCUCUUGUCCUAACAACAAUCUCUAUCCUUCAAUCAAUGUGAACGAUCUCGUCAACAACAUCCUCCCGGAUCCAACCGUAUCCGACUCUGCUUCAGCUCCUCCUCUCGCGACGGAGGAAGUGCUUCUCAAAAUCCACGGCGCGAUUCUCCACCUCAUCGACAAAUCUUACAGCGUGGAGCUCGCCUGCGGCGAUCUCGAGAUCCUCCGUCUUGUUCAGGGAGAUAUCACCGUCGCGGUUUUUGCUCGCGUCGGUGAUGAGAUCCAAUGGCCGUUGACUAAAGACGAGCCAGCCGUUAAAGUCGACGAGUCUCAUUACUUCUUCUCGCUCCGACCCGUUAAAGAAUCAUCCAAGUCAUCGGAUCAUUCGACUGACGAAGCAGAGAACAACGAGAUGCUGAACUACGGAUUAACAAUCGCUUCCAAAGGUCAAGAUCUUGAGCAGCUAGACAAGAUCCUAGCCGACUACAGCAGUUUCACGGCUGAGGAGAAACAGAACGCGUUGGAUUUGACGGCGGCGAAGGAGACGUCACCGGAGGAGCUGAAGGGAAAGAGGAAAAAGAUGGUGCAGAAGCAAUGUACGGCUUAUUGGACGACUCUGGCUCCCAACGUGGAGGACUACAGUGGAAUUGCGUCGAAAAUGAUCGCUGCUGGUUCUGGCCAGUUGAUAAAAGGGAUUUUAUGGUGUGGAGAUGUCACUAUGGAUCGGCUCAUGUGGGGAAAUGAGUUCAUGAAGAAGAAGUUGUCUAAAGCAGAUAAGGAGAGAGAAGUUAGUCCUACAACUUUGAAACUUCUCAAAAGAGUGAAGAAGAUGACGAAAAUGACAGAGAAAGUGGCCAAUGGUGUGCUCUCUGGUGUUGUCAACGUUUCUGGAUUCUUCUCGAGUUCUGUGAUUAAUAGCAAAGCUGGGAAGAAACUCUUUGGUCUUCUUCCUGGAGAAAUGGUUCUUGCAACACUUGAUGGAUUCAACAAGGUUUGUGAUGCUGUUGAAGUAGCUGGAAGGAACGUUAUGAAAACAUCUUCCACUGUCACUACCGAAAUCGUCGAUCACAAGUAUGGAGCUAAGACAGCACAGGCGACAAAUGAAGGGCUUAGCGCAGCAGGGCAUGCUUUUGGAACUGCAUGGACCGUUUUCAAGAUCAGACAAGCUCUUACUCCCAAGAACGCCAUGAAGCCAUCAUCACUGGCUAAAACCGCACUUAAAACGGCAGUUAUAGGAAAAAUUAAGGGGAAAAAGAGUUCUUAGUAGAGGCUGAUGGAUGUUGUGUUGUUUGUACAUCAUUCUUAUUUUGCCUUGGUACAUAAUUAAUUAUAAGCUAUAUAGGUUUCUAAAAGAUUAGCAGUUGAUGCAAUUGUGCUAACUGCUUAGUGUUUUGAUUUUUUUCAAGAAUCAUAAGAAUUAUAUACAGCCAUAGAUACAAUAUUAGAUAUUGUGUUUGAUUGGUAAUCGCAAAAUAGCAUAAAAAGCGAGUUUGGUGUUUUGUUGGUAUAUAGUUUUGAAGAAUUCAUUGAUUUUGCCUA